UCUCUCCAUCAGCAGCGGUCUGGAUGCUGGCAGGGACAGAAACAUGGCUGUGAAUCUCGGUAAGAACAGACUGGCCCUGCUGACCGCCUACCAGGACGUCAUUGACGAGACCUCGGACACCGACUGGGCCUUGUACACAUAUGAGGAUGACAGCAAUGAUUUGACACUGGCAUCAUCAGGAGGAGGUGGCCUGGCAGAGAUCACGCUGACCUUUGACAACGGCAGGGUGAUGUAUGGCUUCUGCAGCCUGAAGGAGCCCACCGCCUCUCUGCCACGAUACAUCCUCAUCAACUGGGUCGGGGAAGACGUCCCGGAUGCCAGGAAGUGUGCCUGCGCCAGCCACGUGGCCACCAUCGCUGACUUCUUCCAGGGUGUGGAGGUCAUCAUCAAUGCCAGCAGUCUGGAUGACAUCGACCCGUCAGCCAUCGGGCAGCGGCUGACCAACGGGACGGCGAUGGUGGCGAGUCCCGUCCUGAGCCGCCUGAGAACCCGAGACGAAGAUCAUGGAGACGUGGGCACGGUGUACGAGAAGACCAACGCAGAGGUGGAGAUGAAGAAAAUCAAUAGAGAGGAGUUUUGGGAGCAGGCCAAGCGUGAAGAGGAGCUAAGGAAGGAGGAGGAGAGGAAGAAGGUGGCAGAGGAGCGGCAGCGUUACGAGCAGGAGCGGAUGGAGCUGGAGAGGAUAGAGCAGGAGAACCGAGAGAAGAGGUACCGCGAGAGGGAGAGGCAGAUCGAGGAGCACAGGAAGAAGCUGCAGGAUGAGGAAGAGGCCAGAGAGAGGCUUCUGAGCCAGACCACUAUCGUAACAGAGCCAAGCUUGGAGGACCUCAACCUGGACAAGAAGGAGUCAGAGGUGGAGGAGGCGAAGGCCAUAAUCGCCCAGCGGUCUGGGAAUCCGCGAGAGUUUUUCAAGCAGAAGGAGAGAGCCAUGACCAUCAGUGUGGACACCUCGCCCGUCUCCUUCCCCAGGACAGGGCAAUAUGACGAUGAAGCGAGCACAGAGCAAAACAUGGCAGCCGUGUCACCCAUUCCUAAAAUAGUCACCACACCCAUCAAAGAGGACUUCAGCAGGGAUGAGGAGGACUGCAGAGACGAGUGGGAUUCGGAGCCAAAGCAGGAGCAGAAACCGCCGGUUCAGGAGUCGACACCCUCUAAACCUGUGCAGAGUGACGCCCCGCAGGUCCAUGACUCCAACUUCUCUGUGUGGCAGUCCGGGACAGACAGCCUGGUCGAUCUGUGGGACAGCAGCUCCGGCCCUCCCCCCAACCCCUCCCAGACCUCCCAGUCGUCCAACCUGGUGGACCUGAUGGAUGAUGUCCCUCACGAUGAUGUCCCGCCCAGCACCGCCACUGCCGCCGCCGCCAGUGGCAAGCCUCAACCUCUCCUCAGCUUCGAUGAGAUGAUGGACGGGACCUUCUCCUCGGGAGCCGGCACCGAGGAGGACCCCUCCAGUCUGGUGGACGUGACGGCUUCUGACCAGAUGACCCUCAGCUACCAGCAUGCACUGCAGCAUGCGUCCGGGGAGAUGCAGGAGCUGGAUGACGGACAGCUGCUGAUGACCAAUGGGGAGACGCUGCUGAAAGAAGGGACUCAGGUCCGGCAGGCGAGUGAGGGCUAUUUCAGCCAAUCACAGGAGGAAGAAUUUGGCCAAUCGGAGGAGUCCUCAGCUAAACCUGCACCGGUCUUUUAUAACAAGCCACCAGAGAUUGACAUUACGUGCUGGGACACGGACCCCGUGGUCGACGACGAUGAUGACUAACCGACCAAUCAGACCCCACCACGGGACCAAGAGGAAGUAGGAAGUGCGCUUCAUGAAGAAACAGAUCUUUUUCUAAAAAAACAACAACAACAACAAAAAAAAAACAAAAACCACAAACAAACAAAAAAGUAAUAAUAAUACUGAUACCGAAUCUUGCAUCAAAACUACUUCUGUAUUAUCUUUUAGAGGAAAACAAAACAGUAGCCACAGAAAAAAAAGGUUUGAGUUCAAGUUAAUGAUGGUUUGAAGGCUGUUAUGUUUUUUUCUGUGUGUUUGUUAUUUAUUUGUUCUUCUUCUUCUUUUUUUUUUUUUUUUUUUUUUGUUUUUGCUAUGCAGAUGUAAUCGCUGGGAGCGGGGGACUGUGUGUGAAUGAUUUAUUACACAUUAACGUAGCACACUGCUGCAUAUUAGAGACAAUGAAGCCCAGUGUGUUGCAGGCAGCCGACACACCGAGUCUGUAGUGCUUUAAUAACACCCUGUAAAACUAAUACAGCUGCCAUGUGUAUCUUCACUCUCUUCUUUUCUUACCUCUUUUUCUGCCUUCCUCCUCAAAUAUCCCAAAAUAUUCACCUCUGCAAGUCAGUUAAUCUUGUAUUUAGCCCUCACUUUGUUCUUAAGCCGGUGAAAUAUUUUAUUUAUUCUGGUGUAUCCGAACUCCUUUCACUAACAGCUUUUCACUAACAGCUCUUUUCUCAACACGAGUAAACUCAAACCGCGGCUCCUUUUUGACCUUUUACACUCCUUUUGUAUGAUUUUACGACUGAAUUCAAGAUUAAAUGGCUUGAGAAUCUGGUUGCUUUUUUUCAGUGCACUUUUAUUUCUUCUUCUGCCUCCUUGUGGGUGAACUGCAGCUUCUCAAUCAGCCCUCCCCUCUGUUUCCACAAAAUUCAUCAUUUUUAGCCCCCUUGAGUAUUUACAUGAGCAAAAAAAAAAAAAAAAUCAAAUCAAGAUGAAUAUACUGUAUAUUUUUCCAAGAGUUUUUUAGCAGAGUUUGGCUUCAUGCUAACAAACACGAAGCCACCGUCAGCUUGUGCUCAUAGAAAAAAUAAUGAAUCCUUUGUAUGAUUCUUAUUCUUCUGAAAUUUCUCCAAAGGCUAAAAUAGAAAUGUUCCCACCAGGUCCUUUAUUUUUGCAGAGCAUUUGGCACAGUUCCUGCACCUGAGUCGGAGAGGGUAUUUUGUUUGUUUUUUUCUUUUUUAUUUAAACAUUAUUCAUAAUUUUAAUGUUUUUUCUGGCAGUUACUGAUGGUGGAGGGAAGUUGGGAUGAAACCGCUGGAAGCAAACUUGGGCCAACAUUAUUUUUUUUUUUGUCUUUGUUUUAAUCUCUCUGGAGAACCAGAUGUUCCCGCUUCACACAGCCAGAAAACUGUAGAAACCUGAGAGGAGGGACACAUUGUAAUAAUAACUAAAACAAGCAGCAGUGAACCUCCUGACCACACGCUCACUGUUAGCAAAUCAUAGCUUUGAGCUUAAGAGCAACAUGGCAUGGAAAUAUGUUGUAUGCACAAGAACAGGAAACACACAUUAAUUGUUACAUUUAGGUAAAGGACAUUUUCGUUUCAGCGUGUGGUUCUACGUUUUUAAAGCUGCUGAACUGUCAAAACGAAGCUUCAGAUUUGUGGUUCUCAGCUGUGCAAACACAGCAGAACAGCCCUUUAAGGCUCCUGCAGACAUGCAGCCACUGUCACACUUUAACUUUUUCCUUCUGUCUUGUGAUCUUUCCUUGUAGUUUCAUAUCAGACCUACAGUAUUCAGACUGUAGCACCUAAACAGGCUGAAGUCAGCUCUGACAGUAUCUGUUACGUGAAGGUUUGAGAAGUGAAGAGAUGCCGGGAUGUCGGGAUCCAGAGGCCACCGAAGUGCUGAGAACAACCUGAAGUCUUACAAAUUGAUGCAUUUAGAAAAUGUGAGGAAAAGACGAGUGCUCAGUCUCAGUAUUUUAAACUUUGAUGGCAGAACAUUUCCAGCGACUGUGGAAAAGCAUUUGAAAACCUUUCUGGUUCUCCACGCGGCUCAAAACAAACAGAAAAAAGUCAUGGUGACCGACCCACGUCUGCUUCUGCUUCCCGACUGCUUUUGUUCUGUGCCAAUGCAAAAAGCACUGCAUGUGUUUUCUUUCUUUCUUUUUAUUUUAAUUGCUGUGAUAUUUAGUUGACCUGGAAACUGGAGUGAGAGGUGGGGCGGGCUGAGACGAGAGGUGUGUGUGUGUGUGUGUGUGUGUGUGUGCGGGCGCGUGUGUGUGUUUUUAAUACCUGUCAAAAAGUGUGCUAGAAUUGAUUUUCAGGACCUUUUUGAAUAUUAGCAUCAACAGUGUUAGUCUUUUUUUUGCUGUAAAUUCCUGUAGAAAAUAAAAACUCUUAGGCAAUAAUAACA
Messenger RNA from Scatophagus argus, 4132 nucleotides. It is a transcript of the gene dbn1, whose product is annotated as drebrin 1. Gene Ontology annotation, molecular function: actin filament binding. NCBI's taxonomy places the organism in Eukaryota, Metazoa, Chordata, Actinopteri, Scatophagidae. Gene Ontology annotation, cellular component: plasma membrane; actin filament; lamellipodium. The transcript is spliced from 14 exons. Bases 44 to 1759 code for a protein of 571 amino acids. Gene Ontology annotation, biological process: postsynaptic actin cytoskeleton organization; neuron projection morphogenesis; positive regulation of dendritic spine morphogenesis. The record is from RefSeq and is a predicted model, not a curated record.